GUCGGGGAGCGCCAGCGGGUUGGGGCCUCCGCUGAGCCGGAGCCUGAGCCCCUGGCUUUUCCGCUGAGCUGCGGCGAGAGCACGCUCUGGAGCUCGGCGGACCGGCCUCCCAGGAGCCAUGGAUUCGGAGGGGCUGAAGACUUUGAUUAAUUACUAUUGUCAAGAGAGAUAUUUCCAUCAUGUGCUACUUGUUGCCAGUGAAGGAAUUAGAAGAUAUGGCAGCGACCCAGUCUUCAGGUUUUAUCAUGCCUAUGCCGUAUUAAUGGAAGGUAAAACUCAAGAAGCUCUUCGAGAACUUGAGGCUAUUAAAAAUAAACAAGAAGUAUCACUUUGUUCUCUGAUUGCUCUGAUCCAUGCUCAUAAAAUGAGUCCUAAUCCAGAUAGAGAAGCUAUUCUGGAAUCAGAUGCCCGAAUGAAGGAGCAGCGUAAAGGAGCUGGUCUGAAAGCCUUAUAUCAUGCAGGCUUGUUUUUAUGGCACAUUGGUCGCCACGAUAAGGCAAGAGAAUAUGUUGACAGAGUGAUAAAAAUAUCAGAGGGUAAUAAAGAGGGACAGGUUUUGAGAGCAUGGCUUGAUAUUACAAGAGGGAAAGAAUCAUCUUACACUAAAAAGGCACUAAGGUACUUUGAAGAAGGAUUGCAAGAUGGAAAUGAUAUUUUUGCUCUUCUGGGUAAGGCACAAUGUCUUGAGAUGCGUCAAAAUUAUUCAGCUGCCCUGGAUACUGUGAACCAAAUUAUUGUAAACUUUCCAAGCUUUCUUCCUGCUUUUGUAAAGAAAAUGAAAUUACAACUGGCCUUGCAAGAUUGGGACCAGACAGUUGAGACAGCACAAAGGUUACUGCUCCAGGAUCAUCAAAAUGUCGAAGCACUAAGAAUGCUGGCUCUUUACUAUUUGUGUAGAGAGGGGGAUAUAGAGAAGGCCACCUCCAAGCUAGAACUCCUCAGAAAUGCUUUGGAUGCCAUGGAACCACAGAAUGCUCAACUUUUCUGUAAAGUGACCUUAGCCUUCACCAGAACUUGUGGACGUAGUCAACUCAUUCUUCAGAAAGUUCAGACAUUACUAGAAAGAGCUUUUAGUUUAGCCCCUCAGCAAUCAGAAUUUGCUGCAGAACUUGGAUACCAAAUGAUUUUACAAGGAAAAGUUAAAGAGGCAAUGAAGUGGUAUAAAAUUGCCAUGACACUUGAUGAGACUAGUGUCUCUGCACUAAUUGGAUUUAUCCGAUGUCAAUUAAUAGAAGAACAAUUACAGGAUGUAGAUCACCAGCUAGAAUUUCUUAGUGAAAUUCAGCAGUCCAUUGGAAAAUCUGCGGAAUUAAUCUAUUUGCAUGCAGUUUUUGCUAUGAAGAAAAAUAAGCCAGAAGAUGAAGUUCUUCACUUGUUGAAUGAUGUCUUAGAUACUCAUUUUUCACACUUGGAAGACUUACCUUUUGGUAUACAGUAUUUUGAGAAUCUAAAUCCUGAUUUCUUACUAGAAAUUAUCACAGAAUAUCUGAAUUUCUGUCCAAUGCAGCCAGCAAGUCCUGGACAGCCUCUUUCAUCACUUCUCAGGCGGUGUACCUCAACCUUGGAGACAAUAGUAAGAACUGUGCCAGGUCUUUCACAGGCUAUCUUCCUAAUAGCGAAAGUGAAAUAUUUGUCAGGUGAUAUUGAAGCAGCUUAUAAUAACCUGCAGCAUUGCCUUGAACACAAUCCUUCUUAUGCAGAUGCUAAUCUCCUGAUGGCUCAAGUGUAUUUAUCUCAAGGAAAAUUCAAAUUGUGUUCUCAGUCUCUUGAACUUUGUCUGAGCUAUAAUUUCAAGGUGAGAGAAUCUCCUUUGUAUCAUUUGAUAAAAGCUCAGUCACAAAAGAAAAUGGGAGAAAUAGCAGAAGCAAUUAAAACUCUUCAUAUGGCAAUGAGUUUACCAGGAAUGAAGAGAAUUGGAACUUCUUCAAAAUCGAAAUACAGGAAAACUGAAGUCGAUACAAAUCAUCGUUUAUCUAUCUUUCUUGAGUUGGUAGAGGUUCACCGCUUAAAUGGGGAACAGCAUGAGGCAGCAAAAGUUUUACAAGAUGCUAUCCAUGAGUUCUCUGGAACAUCUGAAGAACUGCGAGUUACCAUUGCCAAUGCAGACCUCGCUCUGGCCCAGGGAGAUACUGAGCGGGCCUUAAACAUGCUUCGAAAUGUUACAGUCGAACAGCCUUAUUAUAUAGAAGCCAAAGAAAAAAUGGCAGAUAUUUAUUUGAAGCACAGAAAAGAGAAAAUGUUGUAUAUCACUUGUUACAGAGAAAUUGCCGAAAGAAUACCCAACCCACGAUCUUUUCUUCUCCUUGGUGAUGCAUACAUGAAUAUUCAAGAGCCUGAAGAAGCCAUAGUAGCGUAUGAGCAAGCAUUAAAUCAGAACCCAAAAGAUGGAACAUUGGCAAGCAAAAUUGGAAAAGCACUUGUCAAAACUCACAAUUAUUCAAAGGCAAUCAAUUAUUAUGAAGCUGCUCUGAAAGGUGGACAACAGAAUUAUCUUUGCUAUGAUCUGGCUGAGCUCUUGAUAAAACUGAAAUGGUAUGACAAAGCAGAAAAAGUCCUUCAGCACGCUUUAGCCCAUGAACCUGUAAAUGAACUGUCAGCUCUUAUGGAGGAUGGACGCUCCCAAGUUCUUCUAGCAAAAGUUUACAGUAAAAUGGACAGGCCUGGCGAUGCAGUCACUUCAUUGCAGCAGGCUCGAGAGUUACAAUCUCGGGUACUAAAACGUGUUCAGAUGGAACAGCCAGAUGCAGUUCCUGCACAGAAACAUUUAGCAGCUGAAAUUUGUGCAGAGAUUGCAAAACAUUCUGUUGCUCAGCGAGACUAUGAAAAAGCAAUUAAGUUUUAUAGAGAGGCUCUGGUUCAUUGUGAAACAGAUAAUAAGACAAUGUUGGAACUGGCACGAUUGUAUCUAGCACAAGAUGACCCUGAUGCCUGCCUGCGGCACUGUGCACUGCUUCUGCAGAGUGACCAGGAUAAUGAACCUGCUACCAUGAUGAUGGCUGACCUCAUGUUCAGAAAACAGGACUAUGAACAAGCAGUGUUUCAUUUACAACAGCUGUUAGAACGCAAACCAGAUAAUUAUAUGACAUUAUCUCGUUUGAUUGAUCUCCUGAGAAGAUGUGGGAAACUUGAGGAUGUUCCAAGAUUUUUCUUAAUGGCUGAAAAACGUAACUCCAGAGCAAAAUUUGAGCCAGGAUUUCAGUACUGUAAAGGACUAUAUCUUUGGUACACUGGUGAACCAAAUGAUGCCCUUCGAAAUUUUAACAAAGCACGGAAAGACAGUGAUUGGGGCCAGAAUGCCCUGUAUAAUAUGAUAGAAAUCUGUCUGAAUCCAGAUAAUGAAACUAUUGGAGGUGAAGUAUUUGAAAACCUGGAUGGAGACCUGGGUAAUUCAAAUGAGAAGCAAGAAUCUUUACAAUUAGCAGUGAGAACAGCAGAAAAACUCCUUAAAGAAUUAAAACCUCAGACUGUUCAGGGUCACGUACAGCUUCGCAUAAUGGAAAACUAUUGUCUGAUGGCUACCAAACAGAAAUCUAAUGUGGAACAAGCACUAAAUACCUUCACCGAAAUAGCAACAUCUGAGAAGGAUCAUAUCCCAGCACUCUUGGGAAUGGCAACAGCUUACAUGAUCUUGAAACAGACUCCAAGAGCCAGGAAUCAGCUGAAGCGGAUUGCAAAAAUGAAUUGGAAUCCUAUUGAUGCUGAGGAGUUUGAGAAGAGUUGGCUGCUACUUGCCGAUAUUUAUAUUCAGUCAGCAAAAUAUGACAUGGCAGAAGAAUUAUUGAAACGGUGCCUGCGUCAUAAUAGAUCUUGCUGCAAAGCUUAUGAAUAUACAGGCUACAUUAUGGAAAAAGAGCAGUCCUAUACAGAUGCUGCCGUAAACUACGAGAUGGCAUGGAAGCAUGGCAGCCAGACAAAUCCAGCUGUUGGUUACAAACUAGCAUUUAAUUACCUAAAAGCAAAGAGAUACGUGGAGGCAAUUGACAUAUGUCACCAGGUUCUUGAAACACAUCCAACUUAUCCAAAAAUCAGAAAGGAUAUUCUUGAUAAGGCCCGCACAUCGUUAAGACCUUGAAAAUAAUAAUUUUGACUUAGUUUGUUGGUUAAGUGGGAAAUGAAAAGAAUGUGAGUUCUCCCAGUUCAAAAUAGGUUUGAGCUAAUGCUUUGUAAUAGAAGCAUACUGUUAUUUCUCCAGCAGGGGCUGCUGCUGUACAUCAGGAGAAGUGAGUUCUCAAAUAGCUGUUUUCCACUGGAGACGCUGAGCAAGAGCUGAUCUAUUUGAAUUUCUUUUGAUUAGGUCACAGUUUGGUGACCAUACUCAUUUCUACAAAGAGUAUUUUGUUAAAUCUAGGUGAUCAAAUAUCCUAUAACUUUUCUAAGGAAUAUUAGUGGUUCAUUUUAGGAAAUAUAUUUAAAAAGCACUGUUAUCUAUUAAAAUUUUUUAUUAUAUUGUGUGUUAUUUCAAAAGUUUCAGUAAAUCUGUUUGUAAAUAACUUAUGAAAAAGACAAUAUCUAUUUUAAUAAAUAUUUUAUAAAUUUAUGUUUUAUAUUCUUCUUAGAACUCAAAAGGCAUGGUAUGUUUGCAAAAUCAGGGUAAAUCCCCCAUGCGAUUUAUAAUGUUAAUAGGGAGUAUUGCAGAAAGUCUGACUUUCUUAGAAAACUUUUCUUUGAAAAAAUAUGGAGUGCAAAUUUACCUUUCAUUUUGUUGAAUUUAUUCUCUCUGUUCUUAAUGCCAGUGAGAUCUUAAGAAAUAAUCAGUAUCAAGAGCCAACUGGUGACAUGGUAGUUAAGGUGUCAGGAUCUCACAUGACCUACCACCUGGUUCUCCAAAACCCAGUGACUUGAGGAACAUGCCAGGUGCAUAUGCGUGCAUUCCUGGGAUCCCAAGAGGUGCUGGAAAAGAAGGGAUUGCAGCAUGGUUAUCCCUCUAUGGAGGAGGGGGGAGUGCUUUUUCACUUUUUCUCCCCCCUUGCUGGUCUGGCAAGCACAUGCACCUGAUAGCAAAUUUAAAAAGAUAAAAACAAAAGAAUCCAUAUCUGAAAUCAGUUUAUAAUCCGUUAGAGCAAUAUUUAGCUUUAGCCUGAGAGACUGUAUCUUUCAGUAUAAUUUCAGACACUAUUUAUCUAGUAGAAAAGUUGAUAAUAUUUUGGUCAACAGAGACUCACAAAGCAGACCAUGUAGAAGCAACUGCUUACCCAACUGCCUCACAGCACCCUGGCAUAGCAGUUCUUGCCUUUUACACCAAACUUAAUCUACUCUUGAUAAACAUAAUUCUUAGUAUUAUUUUCAAUUUCUUGUGUACAUCUUUUUCAAUUUUCUCUAAAAAUAUAAUAAACACAGUCUUCCAUUUUAUUUGUACAGGUAAUAAACACAGAGUAGUUUUUAAAGUCAUUUACUCCUUUUUUAAAGUGUCCUGUGCUUAUUUUGAGCAACAUUUUAUUGUUUCUGAUCACCGCUCUGAUUUUUCAAAGUCUUAAUUAUGUUAUAAAAUUCUAUUAAUUUCCCAUCUAUCUUUUUUUAUAUAGCACUUAAUGAAAAUGUCUAACAGUAAGCAUUAUGAAGCAUUUCAUAUCUGUCAAAACAUUUUCAUGUAUCUUAUUACAUUUGACCUUCAUAUCCCAUAAUACACAUGUUAUUAUCCCUGUUUUCCAGAUCUGGAACUAUGGAAAAUUAUCUUUCUCCCUAAUUCAGAAGAAAAAUAUCUUUUGGCCUACAUGACAUUGUUAGACAUUGUUAUGGAAUGGAUGUUUGUGCCCAUCCCCUCAAAAAUCAUAUGCUGGCAAUCUAAUCCUUAAUAUGAUGGUAUUAGGAAGUGAGCAUUUGGGAGGUAAUUAAAUCACGAGACUGGAGCCCUCCUGAAUGGGAUUAUUACCUUUAUAAAAGGGACCCCAAGAGAGGUUCUCUAUCUGCCUUGUACUAAUACAACAAUAAGUCAAUCAUCUGAAAUGGGAAGGGGCCCUCAGCAGAACUAACUAUGUGGGGACAUGAUCUCAGACUUCCGGCCUUCAGAACCGUGACAGAGAAAAUUCUGUUGUUGAUAAUCCAACCAGUUCUUGAUAUUUUGUUAUGGCUGCUGGAGCUCACUGAGGCAGAAAUGGAAUGCCUCAGUAGAUCCAAUGAA
Messenger RNA from Tupaia belangeri chinensis (Chinese tree shrew), 6118 nucleotides. It is a transcript of the gene TTC21B, whose product is annotated as tetratricopeptide repeat domain 21B. Lineage: Eukaryota; Metazoa; Chordata; Mammalia; Scandentia; Tupaiidae. Gene Ontology annotation, biological process: intraciliary retrograde transport; protein localization to cilium. The transcript is spliced from 29 exons. The record is from RefSeq and is a predicted model, not a curated record. Gene Ontology annotation, cellular component: intraciliary transport particle A. Gene Ontology annotation, molecular function: identical protein binding. The coding region runs from base 119 to 4072 and encodes 1317 amino acids.